AGGAAGUAGACGUCAUCUUACGGAGAGAUCAGACAAUCAAAUGUCGUGGAUACGAGAAGGGGAAUUAAACCUUCUUGAGAGGUUUGCUGCUAACGUACUGAAGGCAGGGCCAAUGCCCAGGCAUGUGGCCUUUAUCAUGGAUGGAAACAGACGCUAUGCCCGCAAAAAUAAAGUGGAACGACAGGAGGGCCACUCACAGGGUUUCAACAAACUAGCUGAGACACUUCGGUGGUGUCUGAAUCUGGACAUCAAAGAGGUCACGGUCUACGCGUUUAGCAUCGAGAACUUCAAGCGGUCGAAGGAGGAGGUGGACGGCCUGAUGGAACUGGCAAAGCAGAAGUUUUACCGUCUGCUGGAGGAACAACAGAACCUGGAGAAACACGGGGUAUGUAUCCGAGUGCUGGGAGACAUGACUCUGUUGCCGUAUGACCUCCAGCAGGUCAUCGCCCAAGCAGUCGUGGCCACUAGAAACCAUAACAAAUGUUUUCUGAAUGUAUGCUUUGCAUACACGUCCAGACAUGAAAUUGCCAAUGCUGUCAAAGAGAUGGCAUGGGGUGUUGAGCAAGGCCUGAUUAAAUCCAGUGAUGUUUCUGAAGCCUUGCUCAGUCAGUGUCUGUACAGCAGUAACUCUCCCAACCCGGAUCUGCUCAUACGCACAUCAGGAGAGGUGCGACUAAGCGAUUUCCUGUUGUGGCAGACGUCAUACUCAUGUUUAGCGUUCCAGUCCGUCCUGUGGCCAGAGUACUCUUUUUGGAAUCUUUGUGAGGCUAUACUGCAGUACCAAUUUAGUUACCGGUCUCUCCAGAAAGCUAGAGAGCUACACAAGGAAGAACAGGCUCAACAACAGCUGGAGUCAGACCGUGUAUGUGUAGCUCAGCUGGUACAACAUGGUGGGAAUGGUAAACCUAUGGAUGCCCACAACAGACAGAAAGCACUGAAUAACUACACCACGAGCCGGGAGGAGAGAGUCCACAACUUUCUUGCAGCUCUGCAGAGCAAAAGGGACAAUUUCUUCCACAAAUUGAGCCAAACAGCUCUAACAUAGAUCAUAAUUAAUUUAAUGUCUGUUCCAAGCGAAUAUGGUCUGUGAGCAAGAGAAACUGAUUUUCAGUGAUAUUUGUAUUUAAUAAUUUGUACGAAGUUGAAUUCAAAAAUGAUUUUUCACCCCGUUUUAUGGGGCACUUUGUGAUGUACUGUAUGUUUCUAGCGUGCUUGUUAAAGUGCAGAAAAAAAUCACAAUGUGUGAAAUACCCCUAAUUCUGUUACUACACCUCCAGGAACUUUAAUAUAGCAUUUAUGAAAUAAUUAAAAAUAUCAGACAAUUUGACUUUACUAGCAAUCUUGAGAGGCUACAUGCAUGCAAAUAUUUUAAUGAUAAUAGUAUAGAAGGCUGCAUAUGGCAUAUCAGAUGUGCUGUAGCGUUAAUAAGUACACUUCAUCAAAAAAAUUUCAAUGUCAAAUUACAUUACA
Molecule: messenger RNA, 1470 nt
Organism: Chanos chanos (milkfish)
Lineage: Eukaryota; Metazoa; Chordata; Actinopteri; Gonorynchiformes; Chanidae
Gene: dhdds
Product: dehydrodolichyl diphosphate synthase
Exons: 9
Coding region: 41-1045 (334 amino acids)
Biological process (GO): polyprenol biosynthetic process
Cellular component (GO): endoplasmic reticulum; dehydrodolichyl diphosphate synthase complex
Molecular function (GO): ditrans,polycis-polyprenyl diphosphate synthase [(2E,6E)-farnesyl diphosphate specific] activity
Source: RefSeq, a predicted model, not a curated record